Molecule: messenger RNA, 3679 nt
Organism: Drosophila subobscura
Lineage: Eukaryota; Metazoa; Arthropoda; Insecta; Diptera; Drosophilidae
Exons: 4
Coding region: 112-3639 (1175 amino acids)
Cellular component (GO): nucleus
Source: RefSeq, a predicted model, not a curated record
CUGUUCUCUUGAUAUCAUAUCAGUGUUCUUUUUUUAUUGCCACAAAAGUAAUGUAAAUUGUAAUGCGGAAUUGCGGAAUGCUCCUCUAGACCAGGCCCCCAUGCGAGCAAUAUGAACGAUGCGGCUUUCUCGGGCUACUACAGCGGCAUUGGCAACCAGCUGCACCCGCCCCUCCAUCAGCAGCAGCAGGCGCAGCACCAGCACCAGCACCAGCAUCCGCACCAGGAGCUGUCCCUGUCGACGCCCGUGCACGCCCUGGAGACGGACACCAAUUUCACCAGCUUCUUUGACGACGACAUCGUGACCUGCGGCUCCACAUCCUCCUCCGCCAUCUGGCUGCCGAUCCAGCUGGGCAACGGCAAUCCGAAUGGAGCUAUCAACGCAACGAACAAGGCAGCCGCGGAGGUUCCCUUUGUCCAGAUCCACACCACGGACCUGCAGCAGCAGGCUCAGCCCGAGAAGAGCUACCGCAAUGCCUUUCGCCGCAGGACGGCGGAGAUCAAGUCCGAGGAGCUGAUCAAGUCCGAACUGGCCGAGGCCGCGGCCAAGGAACGCCUGAAUGCCACGCCCACGCCACCCACACGCAACUCCAGCUGCGCCAGCGUCGAGGGCAAGGCCAUGGUGCAGGAGGUGCCGAUUCUCUUCAGGUGCCCCAACUGCCCCUUCCUCAGCCUGUGCCAGGUGAAGUCCAGCCAGCACGUGAACAACUGCUUCGGCACCAGCGCCGAGCAGCAGAGACAGUGUCCAGGCUGCCCGAACAUCUUCUAUAGCAGCGAUGCCCUCAAUGUGCACCUCAGUCUGGACCACCAGCUGGAUGACGAUGAGUGUGUGACGCUGCUGGGCGGCACUGGUGCGGGUGCCCCCGAAGUGAGCGGCACCUCCACGAAGCAGACGCUGCCUAAGAGCCGCAUCUUCAUCAAGAGCGUGGACUGCCUGCGGGAGCCCCAGCAGGACUUCCUGCCCCUGCUGCAGCAGCAGGACAGCGGGGACUCCCCAGUGACAUCCAGCAACAUUCUCGAUCUACUCGAAGAUGUGGCAGAGACACCUGGACACCUGCCACCCAGUGAGCCGGUGGCGCCGCCCUGCCAGAAGCCCAGCCAGAAGAUAUCCAUCAAGAGCGUGGACGUGCUGAGGGAGCCGGCGCUGUUGACCUUUGACUUUCAGCUGCCCAAUGGCUGCCAGGAGAUGCCUCUGCUGGCGGACAGCAAUCUCGUGGAUGCACAUCCAGUGGUGGAGACGGAGAAGCCGCGCCAGCCCAAGAUCUACAUCAGAAACGUGGAUAUCCUCAAGGAGCCGAUGCUGCUGCCCACGUCCCUGCCGCUGCCACUGCCCCUGCCCGGCAUGGGCUACAACGGAGGCGUGGCCACAACGACAGCAAUGCAGAACGGAGCAGGGGGAGUCGGAGGAGCUGCCGGCGAUGUCUUCCAGGCGGAUACGUUACUCACGCCAACGGGUCCGCUGCCAGGCUUCGAGCCCAGCCUGGCGCCACUGGCCAACAUGUGCUCUGAACCCUUUCCCUUCGACUCCGUUCUGAGUGUGGGCGGAGGUGGUGGUGGUGCCUCCACGCUGGAAAACACUCGCUUCAGUGCCUUGGACCUGGACUUUGGUGUUGAUUUUGACCAUGGCAUAGCGCCGCUGCUCACCGAAGCCACACCUCCGCCCAUGCCUAUGCCUCCGCCUCAGCCGCAGUCUCAGCCGGCAGGGCCAGCCGGACUCUCGGAACUGGAGCAGCCCGUCGAGCUGCAGCACUACCUGCCGCCGACUCCGAGCACCACGAAGCAGAAGAUCUUCAUCAAGAACGUGGACAUUCUGAAGGCGCCGCAGCGGGGAACCCUCCACCUGCGCACCGUCGACGAGCUCAACUUUAUGACCCGCAACGAGGUGGAGCGCCUGAUAGUUCCCAACCUCGAACCCAUGCCCAAAAUGGAGCCCCUGAUGGACCAACAGCAGCAGCAGCACACACACACGCACACGCAGCCACAGUCGCAGCCUCAGCCGCUGGAUUCACUGCAGCUGGAGCCGCAGAACUCUCAGACGCUAAGCGACUUCCAGGCACCUCUGAGCGGCAGCUGGCCGAGCGAGGACAGCUACGACCUGGCCGGGGAUCUAGAGUGCUGGCCCUGGAUCGAGGAGGCAGUGCAGGAGGUGAUACCGAGUGAGGCUGCGGCUGGGGCUGGGGCUGCGGCUGCGGCUGCAUCCGAGCCACAAGUGGAGAGCCUUGGCCAGUCCUCUGACGAUUUCCCCCAGUUGUAUCCCUCAACGACGGAGCCAGUGCAGAGCGGAGAAGAUGCAAUGCCACCGCUGGUGCCCGUUAGCGCCUCGGACACCACAGCAGUCGCAGGCGCUGGCUCCGGUCCGAGCAGUCUGCCUCUUCCUCCGCUGGUUCCGCUGGCUGCGGAGGCGGGAGAAAAGCCGGGACGCAUCUAUGUGGCCAACAAUCUGCUGCCUGUCGCCGUGGAUCCGCUGCCGGGUGGCACUUCGGUGCGCGGGCGUCCCUAUGGAACCAAGCUGACGGCAGGAGGCGGUGGCGGAGGCAAGCGAAAAGCUGCGCCAAGCAUCAGCCAGGUGGCCGAGGGGGGCAAGUGCCAGGUGGAGGGCUGCAUGUUCCGCUUCAAGUCGCCGACGACACUGGAGUACCAUGGACGCUGCCACAACGACGUGGUGGGCUCGUCCCAGCCGAUGGUCUGUCCGGAGUGCCGCUCCUCGGACUUCAGCAACUGGAACUGCCUGCACACGCACCUGUGGCGCACGCACCAGAUCGACAUGGAGCUCUACUGCUGCCAGCUGUGCAGCUUCAAGACGCCCAUCUACUCGCGGCUGGUCAACACGCACGCCAAGAUCCACUCCGAGGAGCGCAACUACAAGUGCGAGCAGUGCGGCAAGGGAUUCAAGAACACAAAGCAGCUGAAGAACCACCGACGACUGCACCGCACCCAGGGACUGGGCAUGGGCAAGGGUGCGCUUCCCGAUCAGGCCCCAGCCGAUGCUCCGCAGUCUGCCAUCCUGCAUCGCUGCGGCGACUGCGGGGCGGCCUUCAAGCAGCGCAAGACCCUGCGCGAACAUCUCUGCAAGGAGCGGAACGAGCAGCCGCAGUGCUCCCUCUGCCAGCGGGUCUUCAGCUCCAAGAGCAGCCUCAAGCUGCACCUGCGCAGCCACCAGGCGAACAAGCGCUUCCAGUGCGACACCUGCGAGUACGAGGCGAGCGACCACAACGCCUUCCGCAGACAUCUGGCCACGCAUCGGGAUCGCAAGCGAUACGCCUGUCCCCACUGCGACUUUCGGGCGAUACAGAGCACCGCCUUUCGGAUACAUCUGCAGAAGCGCCAUCCCGAGCAGGAGCUCUCGUCCAUUAUCUACAAGUGCGAUCAGUGCAGCUUCUCCAGCAUUAAUCAAGGCCUGCUGCUGGUUCAUCAGGUCAAGCACGAGCACGAGGCGCCGCCACCCAACCAACAGUCGCUUCCAGUAACACUGCAUGUGGCUGAGGCACUGCCUGAGGCAGUUGCUGCGGCAGUUCCAGCAACGCUUUCGACUCCAUCAUCGAUCAAGGUGGAGACCAGCCUGCUGCUCGCUCAUUCCAGUACAAAUGUUGCCAAGAUGCAGGCGGGCGUUACCCUAGCAGAUGUCCUACAAUCCUCCUAAUUCCCCAUCCCCCAACCCACUCCCUCUUCCAUUUGUAUGU